Molecule: messenger RNA, 1949 nt
Organism: Musa acuminata subsp. malaccensis (wild Malaysian banana)
Lineage: Eukaryota; Viridiplantae; Streptophyta; Magnoliopsida; Zingiberales; Musaceae
Product: pentatricopeptide repeat-containing protein At1g09220, mitochondrial
Molecular function (GO): protein binding
Source: RefSeq, a predicted model, not a curated record
UCCAUGAGUGGACCAGCCUUUGUUUCCUUCUCUUUCGAAGGGGCAAUACGCCAUCCACCUCAAGGGCAAUGCCAUGGUUCACCAAGGCAUCCUUCACCCCAAGAAUUGUCCACCAUUCUCUCAGCGCCUCUUCUCCCAUCUCCCACUGCAGCUCUGCUGCACGAACCAUGCUCCUUCCAAUGCCCUCCUUCCUGCCCCCGGCCCGCGUCGACGACCUGCUUCUUUCUGUCCUCCUCAAACACCAGCCGAAGCGAGGUCCGUCACUCCAGGUGCACUCCGUACUCGUCAUCACCGCUCUCCACCGCAACCACAUGGACCAUACUGGCAUCAGAGUGUGGAAUACCCUCAUCAGGCACUACGCGCUGGGCUGCUUCCCCCAGGAAGCCAUCCAUCUCUACAAACAAAUGGAACGGCUCUGCUGCUGCCACCCCCUCCCCACUGACACCUUCACCUUCUCCUUCCUCCUCAAGUCCUGUGCUAACUUGUCGCAGCCCUGUGCCGGUGCUCAGUUCCAUGGCCUCACAGUCAAGAAAGGCUUAGCUUGUAAUGUCUAUGUGGAUACAGCCCUCGUCAAUAUGUACGCGACUUGUGGCUCUUUGGUGGAAGCUAAGAGGGCGUUCGACGAAAUGCCCAACAAAAACUCCGUUUCUUGGAACGCCAUGAUUACCGCAUUGGCGAGUUGGGGCGAGCUCGCCUUUUCUAGAUUGCUUUUCAGUCAAAUGCCUGACCGCAAUGUGAUCUCCUGGACCGGCUUGAUCGAUGGGUACACCCGAGCUGACCGACCACUUGAAUCAUUCUAUCUGUUCCGCCAGAUGAUGGCAGAAGGUUUAAUGCCAACGGAGAUCACGGUGCUAGCCAUAGCUCCUGCCAUCUCUAGUCUCGGAGCUCUCGAUAAGGUGCAAGCGUUGCAUGCUUAUUCCGAGAAGCGUGGCCUUUCUUUGUUGGAUGUGCGGGUCGAGAAUUCUCUGAUCGACAUGUAUGGGAAGUGUGGCUCUAUGGAGGAUUCAUACAAGUUCUUUGAGCACAUGGGAAGCCGCAGGAAUUUGGUUUCGUGGACUUCGAUAGCCUCUGGAUUUGCAAUGCACGGAAUGGCGAAUGAGGCCAUGAAACUGUUCGACGAAAUGAGGACCCGAAACUUUAAGCCAAAUAGAGUGACAUUCCUGAGCAUGUUGAAUGCCUGUAAUCAUGGGGGGCUUGUGGAAGCAGGAUUGAGGUUAUUCAUCAGCAUGGUGUAUUAUUACGGCAUCGAGCCAGAGAUUAAGCACUAUGGUUGCAUGAUUGACUUGUUGGGAAGGGCAGGCAGGUUGAAAGAGGCAGAGGAUAUGAUAGCUGGGAUGCCAAUGGUGGUGAAUGUUGUUGUGUGGAGGACCCUCCUGGGUGGCUGCAGCAAGCAUGGUGAGGUGGAAAUUGGUGAAAGGGUGAUGAGGAGGAUAAUGGAAUUGGAAAAGGGUUAUAGUGGAGACUAUGUUGUCUUGUCUAAUAUGCUUAUUGAGGCUGGUAGGUUUGAUGAUGCCGAGGGAGUGAGGAGGCUGAUGGAUGAAAGGAAUGUUCCAAAGGUUCCUGGUCUCAGUUUGAUUACUUGAAACUUAGAAAAUAACAUAUUUACAUGGUGAAAGAUUUUAUUCUUGGUUUGGUAGGAAAAAUGAAUCAACCAAUUUUACAGGAGAAAUGAGACAAAUGCCCCCUUCUCCUGCAAUAGAUUGAUUUAGACAUGAUGCGGUUGGCUUCAAUCAGGUGUUUGAUCUAGGUUAUCCGAAAAUUAGCUGCAUUUCAAGUUUGUGCAAAUGCUUGGCUCUGUUUGAAUGUGGUCUCAAGUCCAACCAGCAUUUGGAAGAUAAAUCUAAUGGACUAGGUUACUUGGAUUCUGUGUGUGUGGUUAAAUUUUAUACAUUAUUACAAAUUUAAGACUAAAAGUGAUACUAAUGGAGUUGAGUUGUUGUUUUGUAUUA